Drosophila grimshawi is the source of this 838-nucleotide messenger RNA. RefSeq names its product TBP-related factor. Gene Ontology annotation, biological process: DNA-templated transcription initiation. The coding region runs from base 18 to 680 and encodes 220 amino acids. The record is from RefSeq and is a predicted model, not a curated record. NCBI's taxonomy places the organism in Eukaryota, Metazoa, Arthropoda, Insecta, Diptera, Drosophilidae. The transcript has 2 exons. Gene Ontology annotation, molecular function: RNA polymerase II general transcription initiation factor activity; DNA binding.
UAGAUUGAAUUAAAAAAAUGCAAUUUCAUUUCAAAAUUGCUGAACCCGAUCCGAAUGCAUCGGCACUAACAACCACCCAUAAUCCACAUAGCGCUCUACAGCCGCAACAACCGGCAAUCCUCACCGAGCCCAAAGAUGCACAGCAUGAAAUCAAAUUACAAAAUAUCGUUGCCACGUUUUCGGUGGACUGUGAACUGGAUCUGAAGACGAUCAAUUCACGCACCCGCAAUUCGGAAUAUACGCCAAAGCGUUUCCGGGGCGUCAUCAUGCGAAUGCAUUCGCCACGCUGCACGGCGCUCAUCUUUCGCACCGGCAAAGUGAUCUGCACCGGCGCCCGCAACGAAAUCGAGGCGAACAUGGGCUCUCGGAAGUUUGCACGCAUCCUACAGAAACUGGGCUUUCCCGUCAAGUUCGUCGACUACAAACUACAAAAUAUUGUGGCCACUGUCGAUCUGCGUUUCCCAAUUCGGCUGGAGAACCUGAAUCAGGUGCACGGCCAGUUCAGCUCAUAUGAGCCGGAAAUGUUUCCCGGUUUGAUUUAUCGAAUGGUGAAACCGCGUCUCGUCCUGCUCAUCUUUGUGAAUGGCAAAGUUGUGUUUACCGGUGCCAAAUCGCGCAAGGACAUCAUGGACUGUUUAGAGGCCAUUUCGCCCAUAUUGCUUAGCUUUCGCAAAACAUAGAAUUAUAUAUAUAUAUAUAUAUGUAUACACAUGCAUGUUAUCUCUUUAUUAGUUUUAUGUACUAUAGCAUUAUUCUUUGUGUAGCAUUUAUCGAACAAUUUCACUGCGAAACAAUAAUAUUUACCUAUUUAUACCACUUUUUUAUAAAACCAAUAAAC